Messenger RNA from Carlito syrichta (Philippine tarsier), 1048 nucleotides. It is a transcript of the gene SEC11C, whose product is annotated as SEC11 homolog C, signal peptidase complex subunit. NCBI's taxonomy places the organism in Eukaryota, Metazoa, Chordata, Mammalia, Primates, Tarsiidae. Gene Ontology annotation, molecular function: serine-type endopeptidase activity. The record is from RefSeq and is a predicted model, not a curated record. Gene Ontology annotation, cellular component: signal peptidase complex; membrane. Bases 115 to 693 code for a protein of 192 amino acids. The transcript has 6 exons.
GCCGGUCGCGUGGCCCGCAAGGACGCGGGGCUGGUGGGCGGGGGCCGCCGGUGCUCGGCAGCUGUCUGUGACCCCCGGAGCCGGCGGGCUGCCCGGGUCCCCGGAGACCCCGCCAUGGUACGCGCGGGCGCCGCGGGGACGCCUCUCCCCGCGUCCGGCUUGGACAUCUUCGGGGACCUGAGGAAGAUGAACAAGCGCCAGCUGUAUUACCAGGUGUUGAACUUUGCCAUGAUCGUGUCUUCUGCACUUAUGAUAUGGAAGGGCUUGAUUGUGCUCACGGGCAGCGAAAGCCCCAUCGUGGUGGUUCUGAGUGGCAGCAUGGAGCCGGCAUUUCACAGGGGAGACCUCCUGUUCCUCACAAAUUUCCGGGAAGAUCCCAUUAGAGCUGGUGAAAUCGUUGUUUUUAAAGUUGAAGGACGAGACAUUCCAAUAGUUCACAGAGUCAUCAAAGUUCAUGAAAAAGAUAAUGGAGACAUCAAGUUUCUGACUAAAGGUGAUAAUAAUGAAGUCGACGACAGAGGCUUGUACAAGGAAGGCCAGAACUGGCUCGAGAAGAAGGACGUGGUGGGCAGAGCCAGGGGGUUUUUACCAUAUGUCGGUAUGGUCACCAUCAUAAUGAAUGACUAUCCAAAAUUCAAGUAUGCUCUUUUGGCAGUAAUGGGAGCGUAUGUGCUACUAAAACGUGAAUCCUAAAAUGAGAAGCAGUUCCUGGGGCCAGAUUGAAAUGAAUCUGCUGAAAAAGAGAAAAACUAAUAUAUUUGAAAUGUUUCAUUUCCUGUAUAAAAAGAAACAGUGUGGGGAUGUUUCUGUCUUGUCCAAAUAAAUGAUCCGUCAGUAGAGAUGGCUUUCUUUUGUGGACUCUGAUUUGAAUUUGCUCAGUCUCUCUGCCGAUUGUGACAGACAAGGGUCUACGCCGCUUCCAGAAACAGGCAGGCCACUCAUGGGCCUAGCCUGCCGGUGGGUACAUGCUCAGUCCACGUGGAUCGUUGUGAUGUCUGUGUUUCAAAAGUAAAAUUCUUAAUAAAGUGGCAUUUCUGAGAAAAAAAAA